Messenger RNA from Teleopsis dalmanni, 2979 nucleotides. RefSeq names its product choline transporter-like 2 (gene Ctl2). The transcript is spliced from 5 exons. The record is from RefSeq and is a predicted model, not a curated record. Gene Ontology annotation, biological process: transmembrane transport. Gene Ontology annotation, cellular component: membrane. Lineage: Eukaryota; Metazoa; Arthropoda; Insecta; Diptera; Diopsidae. Gene Ontology annotation, molecular function: transmembrane transporter activity. The coding region runs from base 351 to 2726 and encodes 791 amino acids.
UUGAUAUUGUGAAGUAGUAUAAUAAUUCUUCGGUUUGUCAGCACACAAAUUAAGUUUCUCGUUUUGUCAAGUCGCACAAUUAAAAUAAAAAUAAUUUUUAAUUUAAUUGAAAUUAAUAUAAUAUUUUCAGAACAGAGUUGAAUUGAAUAAUUCAUAAAUACGCUGUGAGCUAGCGAAUUAAAACAAAAAAAUAUACUCUACAAUACGGAAUAUAUCAGAAUGAACAAUUGUAUCAUUGAUGUCACUUGUGUGCUGAGAUAAAUAGGCGUCUUGGGACAGACAACAAAGAUAACGAAAUAUCUAUCUUGCUAGGUAAGUGUUUGCUUUAAAAGGGUCUCUUUGUCAGAACGAUGCCUGAAAAUCAAGAGUUGGUUAACAAAUAUGGAGAACCUCUUCGAUUCGAUCGCAACUUUCAUGGACCAAUGUCUAGGUCUCGAAGCUGUACGGAUUUACCAUGUCUAUUGAUAUUUUUGUUCUUCCUUGGUGGCUGGGGCUUUAUAGGAUAUUACAGUGUGCAACACGGAGAUCUGAAUAAAUUAAUGAUACCAACAGACUCCUUUAACAGAAAAUGUGGCAUAGACUCACAAGUACUCAAUAAAAAAUAUUUAUUUUUCUUUAAUUUGGAAAAAUGUAUUGAUCCCUUUGUGCCACUAACGGGCUGUGACACACCUCAGGUGUGCGUAGAGAGAUGUCCUUCUGAAAAAUUUGUAUGGGAGGAUAUGAAAAAUAAACCAUUUGAUUAUAUAAAGUCUCUUUUAAUUUGUAUAUCGGAUGACGUUAAAAACAAAAUUAAUGAAAAAAGCGAUAUAGAAAGAGAAAUAAAUGCUGGACGUUGCGCUAAUCGAUACAUCGAAAGCGAACCAAUUUUGAAUCGUUGCAUGUGGAAAGUUCCCAAAGACAUGUGUGACAUAUCAGCAAGAUUGGAACGUGGUAAACGUGAAACUACUUACGAAUAUCAAAAAAACAAUACACAAGAGAAAAUGUUAACUUACUCUAAACCAAAACUUCAGGCAUUAGCAUUAACCAUGCAAGCUACAGAGGAGCCUGAAAUUCAAUGUCGCCGACGAACUCAAUUAGGAGAAACAGUAAUAAAAGAGAAAAUGCGUCAAACAAAUACAUUUUUAUCGAAAAUGGUAGGUAAUCUUGUCGCGCACUUUUACAAAGAUGCCAAUCAUGAUGCCCAACAAAUUGGAGAAGAAAUUGUUGAAGAUAUACUAAUGUCUUGGAAAAUUGUAUUGAUUGCAUUGUUUUGCACGUUAUUUGCAUCUUUAUGCUUUAUAGCUUUAUUGCGUUGGUUAGCGAAACCUAUAGUGUGGUUAUCAAUACUUGGUGUACUAGUCGGUCUUGGAGUUGGAAUGUAUUUUAGUAUCCGUCAAUACAAUUUUUGGCGUAAUACACCAACUGUACCUAACCAUUCAUACAAUAUAAAUUCUGCUGUCAAAAACGUUUUUGAGGAAGCUAAUACAUGGCUUUAUUUGUCAAUACUAAUAGGCGUUUGCUUAUUCGUUAUUCUAAUGCUGGUUAUUAUCUUAAGAAAGCGUAUAAAAAUAGCAGUAGCGCUGAUUAAGGAAGGCAGUAAAGCAGUCUCGAGUAUAUGGUCAACCGUCUUCUUUCCAAUAUUUUCCUGGGUGCUGAUUAUAACAACCAUUGCAUUUGCAAUUGCAGUGGGUCUUUAUUUAGGUUCUAUCGGAGAGCCAUACUUUCGAAUGAUACGACACUUGGAUAAAUCAACCGACACAGGAGUAUCAACAGAAAAUUGUAUAUGUGAAGGCCCAGCACAAAAUUACAAAGUUGGCGACCAAUGCAAUCCAUUGUCCUUUGAUCAACAUUGCUUUGUAUCAACUAAAGGAUUUUUUCAGCAAUUCCAGCGCCGCCCCUGCAUAGACAACAGUUGCAGUUUUGUUAAAAUAGAACAUAGUCCGACUGUAAAUUGGUUCAUAGCUUACAAUGUAUUUGGCUUUUUUUGGAUAAUAUUUUUUAUUGCUGCGUUUAGUGACAUGGUUCUGUCAACUACUUUUGCCACAUGGUAUUGGACUUUUAAAAAGAAGGACGUUCCAUAUUUUACACUUACGCGCGCUUUUUGUCAGACGGUAUUUUAUCAUCUUGGAACCUUGGCAUUCGGCUCCCUUAUUCUUGCUAUAUGCCGAAUUAUACGUAUUAUGCUAGAAUAUAUCGACUCUAAGCUCAAAAAGUAUGAUAAUGCAGUUACGCGUGCUAUACUUUGCAUGAUGAAAUUCUUCUUUUGGCUGCUGGAAACAUUUUUACGGUUCCUAAAUAGAAAUGCUUAUAUAAUGUGUGCAAUGCAUGGCAAAGGUUUUUGCACGAGUGCAAAGGAUGCAUUCAACUUAAUUAUGAGAAACUUUUUACGUGUUGUUACACUCGAUAAAGUAACAGACUUCCUUUUCUUUUUAUCUAAAGUAUUGCUAACUGGAGCAGCAGGCGUGGCUACUUAUUAUUUUCUUGUAAGAAAUCCUGCUAUUAUACAAUUGCAUCACAAUGCCGUCCCAGUUUCCAUUGUUGUGAUCGCUGCUUUUCUAAUAACCAGUGUAUUUUUUGGUGUGUAUUCAAUGGCUGUAGAUACAUUAUUUUUGUGCUUCCUGGAGGACUGUGAAAGAAACGAUGGUUCCUCUGAAAAACCGUAUUUUAUGUCAAAACAGCUCAUGAAAAUUUUAGGUAAGCGUAAUAAGUUGCCAAAUCGUAUAAACAAUAAUCAGAAUUUAAUUUAAUUUUUGUAAGUAGUAUCUUUAGUUGGGAGGGGGGAGUAUUAGCAAAAGACACUAAACCUUUGUUUGGUAUGGUACAAUUUUUAUUGUAUAAUAAGUCAUGAAUUUGUAUGUAAAUAAUUGAAUUAAAGUUAUUUGAACUGUAAAUAGUCUGAAUAUUAAAGAAGGAAUUGAUAUUGUUAAGUAAAUGUUGUGAAAUGUUAAGGAUUGAUCCUAAGAGAUGGUGCUAAAAAUUUUAAAUCAAAAUAUAAUAUAC